UGAAAGCCGCACGGCGGCAGUUAACCCAUGUGCGCAUGCGCGCAGCACGAGUGCAAUUCUUACUUUUUUAUUUGAGCUUAUUUCCGCCGCUGUGUUGGGAUGUUCGAAUAACCGAUUAAUAAUUCGCCAAAGCCUUCUUUAUUUUUUCCACAUUUUUUAGAUGUUUCCCUUCAUGUGAGGAGUCGAGCGGCCGCGGUUGUUAUUUGCCUACGCUGGAGGAGUCGGAGUAUGUCGACAAAUAAAACAAAGAAAGUCAAAAUGGCUACUAAAUCUUGUCCUGAAUGCGACCAACAGAUUCCCGUGGCGUGCAAGUCAUGCCCGUGCGGUUACGUGUUUAUCAGCCGGAAGCUCCUCAAUGCCAAGUCAAACGAGUCCUCGCCGCCAAACGGAGCAGACAACCUGGACUCCAAGCGCAGGAGGACGGAGCGCAUCCGGAGAGACCGAAUGGAGUCUCCUUUAACCAACGACGUGGAGAACAGGAGGCGAGCUCGAGCCAACAGCCAGUCGGACCCCAUCAGGAGGGGGCGAGGCAGACCCAAGACGGUGGGCCUGAAAAAGCAGGACGAGGACAAAGACAAACAGGAGAAGGAAGUGGACGUCUACGCCGGCCUCUCGGACGAGAAGGCCUUCGUCUUCUCCGUGGCGUUGGCAGAGAUCAACCGCAAGAUCCUGGGUCAGACGCUCAUCCUGUAGGGACUUUUCAGGACGCGGCCAGAGGUCCACCAAAGAGAACUUGUGGAGAGACUGAUUGAGGGACGUUGAAUUUAGGACAGUGCGAAGAAGAGAGGACGCACACGAUGCCUGUUUUUGAAAUAAACUAGCAAUGUUUCAUCUUUAUGUCAACAAAAAGUCUUGUUUUCUUUCAUCACAGGAAGUUGAGCAAGAAGAUGUUUGACCAAAGGUAGAAGUAUUAGGACGUACUCACACUAGGACAUUCUAAUCCCAAACCCAGGAUUAACCCACUUACUCUUCUCUCCUUUUUGUGAAUUCCAACUAAGGUUGCAGCUAUCCAUUAUUUUAGUGAUCGAGUAUUGAUUAGUUGUUCGAUUAAUCAGAUAAAACACACUUUAUAGCCUCAGUGCGUAUUGUAGAGAUAAAUAGUGGAAAUAAGCCAAAUAUUUUUGUACUUUCCACUACCUUCUAUUCUCCUUGUUUUACCUUUUUAUUUACUUUCUUUUACCUUCUAUUUAACUUAUUUGAUCUUUUAUACUCCUUGCUGUACUUGUUUAUUCACCUUUAAUUUCCUUUCUUUUACCUUCUGUUAAACUUAUUUUACCUUAUAUACUCCUUGUUUUACUUUUUAUUUACCUUAUUUUAUCUUUACUUACUUUCUUCUACCUUCGGUUUAACUUAUUUUUACUUUAUUUACCUGUUACAUUCCUUGUUUGACAUUUUAUUUUACCUUAUUUUCUUUAAAAAUGUUUACCUUUACCUUCUAUACUCCCUGUUCUACUUUUUAUUUACCUUCUAUUGAACUCAUUUUACCUCUUGUACUCCUUGUUUUACCUUUUUAUUUACUUUCAUUUACUGUCUAUUUAACUUAUUUUAGCUUUAUGUACUUUCUUUAACCUUCUACUAUUUUUGUACCUUCCAUACUCCUUGUUUUACCUUGUUUUACCUUAUAUUUAACUUAUUUGACUUUUAUUUAAGUGAUUUUACUUUCUAUUUAACCUAUUAACCUUUAUAUACAUACUGUACUCCUUGUUUUACCUUAUAUUUAACUUAUUUGACUUUUAAGUGAUUUUACUUUCUAUUUAACCUAUUAACCUUUAAAUACAUACUGUACUCCUCGUUUUACCUUUUUAUUUACUUUCUUUUACCUUCUAUUUAACUUAUUUGAUCUUUUAUACUCCUUGCUGUACUUGUUUAUUCACCUUUAAUCACCUUUCUUUUACCGUCUGUUUAACUUAUUUUACCUUCUAUACUCUUUGUUUUACCUUUUAUUUACCUUAUUUUAUCUCUACUUACUUUCUUUUAUUUUCGGUUUACCUUAGUUUAACUUUAUUUACCUGUUACAUCCCUUGUUUCACCUUUUAUUUACUUUUACCUUAUUUUUUAUUUGUAUCUUUACCUUCUAUACUCCGUUUUACUUUUUAUUUACCUUCUAUUGAACUCAUUUUACCUUUUAUACUCCUUGUUUUACCUUUUUAUUUACCGUCUAUUUAACUUAUUUUAGCUUUAUGUACUUUCUUUAACCUUCUACUAUUUUUGUUUACCUUCCAUACUCCUUAUUUGACCUUAUAUUUAACUUAUUAUACUUUUAUUUACGUGAUUUUACUUAUUUAUUUUUUUUGGAUUGAUUUGAUUGAUUUUACUUUCUAUUUAACCUAUUAACCUUUGUAUACAUACACACUGUACUCCUUGUUUUAACUUUUGUUUACUUUGACCUUCUAUUUAACACAUUUGACCAUAUUUACUUUCUUUAACAUAUGUUACCUUCUAUACU
Molecule: messenger RNA, 2446 nt
Organism: Entelurus aequoreus (snake pipefish)
Lineage: Eukaryota; Metazoa; Chordata; Actinopteri; Syngnathiformes; Syngnathidae
Gene: hdip1
Product: linkage group 02 C16orf87 homolog
Exons: 4
Coding region: 229-693 (154 amino acids)
Source: RefSeq, a predicted model, not a curated record